UUUAAUUCCAACUAAAUUGAAUGGCCAGUUUGAAGUCAACAUUGUUGAUCACGCUACUCUUUCUCCUCCUCCAAUUCUCCGAGAUCAGAGGCCAUGGCGGCGCUGACCACGACGAGGAGGAGGAAUCGGAGAAGGGGAAUCUGCACGGAAAAGGGCUGAUCCUGGUGAAGGUAUGGUGCCUCAUAAUCAUGUUCGUGAGCACCUUCGCCGGCGGCGUGUCGCCGUAUUUCUACCGAUGGAACGAGAGCUUUCUUCUGCUGGGGACUCAGUUCGCCGGCGGCGUGUUCCUGGGAACUGCCCUGAUGCAUUUCUUGAGCGACUCCACCUCCACUUUUGUGGAGCUUACGACCAAGGAGUAUCCGUUUUCGUUCAUGCUGGCCUCGGCUGGCUAUCUUGUCACUAUGCUGGCUGACUGUGCCAUCUCGCACCUCGUCAACAGCAGCCCCAAGGAGACUCAAGUCGACGUCGAAGCCAAGGAGGAAGGGGAGCUUCACCUUCACCCGGUUUUGGUCAAGACUAGUUCUGUUGGUGAUACUCUUCUUCUCAUACUUGCAUUGUGUUUUCACUCUAUUUUUGAGGGCAUUGCUGUUGGUGUUGCAGAUACGAAAGCAGACGCAUGGAGAAAUCUGUGGACGAUUUCACUCCACAAGAUCUUUGCUGCAGUUGCAAUGGGGAUUGCACUACUGAGGAUGAUCCCAAAGAGGCCAUUCCUAGCAACUGUGGCAUACUCCUUUGCCUUCGCCAUCUCAAGCCCCGUGGGGGUUGGAAUAGGCAUCGCCCUUGAUGCCACCAGCCAAGGCCGCGGUGCUGACUGGACCUACGCCAUCUCAAUGGGUAUCGCCUGUGGAGUUUUCGUUUAUGUAGCCAUCAACCACUUGAUAGCCAAGGGCUUCAAACCUCAGAAUAAGUGCUACUUUGAUACUCCCUUCUUCAAGUUUUUUGCUGUGCUACUUGGAGUCGCUGUAAUAUCAGUUGUAAUGAUAUGGGACUAGUCGUUUCUUCAUGUGUAUUCAAAUCUCUGUAUUUCUUUUUAAUUGUCAAUAUAUAAUGUCUCAAGAUAGUUACUCCAAAAAUGUGUAAUAUGACUGGAUAGCGAGGAGAACAUGUUUGUAUAUAGCUUCACUUGUUACA
Molecule: messenger RNA, 1131 nt
Organism: Salvia hispanica
Lineage: Eukaryota; Viridiplantae; Streptophyta; Magnoliopsida; Lamiales; Lamiaceae
Product: zinc transporter 2-like
Biological process (GO): zinc ion transmembrane transport
Cellular component (GO): membrane
Molecular function (GO): zinc ion transmembrane transporter activity
Source: RefSeq, a predicted model, not a curated record